AUGGCGAACGGCGACUUUGAAAAAGACCCAGGGUUUCAAUACCUGGGUCUUUCCCGUGAAGCUCGAGCAGAAUCUGCCAAUCGGCCUUUCGAUUCCAAGAAGAAUGUCUGGGUUCCAGAUGCAGAAGACGGCUUCGUUGCCGCUGAAAUUCAGUCCGUACAAGGUGACCAAGUCACAGUCGUCACAGCAAAAGGAAACUCAGUGACAGUGAAAAAAGAUGAAGCGCAAGAAAUGAACCCUCCCAAGUUCGACAAGACAGAAGAUAUGGCGAACUUGACCUUCCUGAAUGAAGCCUCCGUUUUGGCUAAUCUCAAAGACAGAUACAAGGAUAUGAUGAUCUACACAUAUUCCGGUCUUUUCUGUGUUGUGAUCAAUCCCUACAAACGUCUACCCAUCUACACAGAAUCAGUAAUCAAAUUCUACAUGGGAAAGAGAAGAAAUGAAAUGCCUCCACAUUUGUUUGCCACAUCUGACGAGGCCUACAGAAACAUGGUCCAAGACCGUGAGAACCAGUCUAUGCUGAUUACCGGAGAAUCCGGGGCCGGAAAAACUGAAAACACAAAGAAAGUAAUCUCGUACUUCGCCAUCGUUGGUGCCACCCAACAGGCGGCAGAAAAGAAGGAAGGAACCAAAGGGGGUACCCUCGAGGAACAAAUUGUGCAGACUAAUCCUGUACUUGAGGCUUUCGGUAAUGCCAAAACCGUACGUAACAACAACUCUUCACGUUUCGGUAAAUUCAUCCGUACCCACUUCUCAGCACAAGGAAAACUAGCAGGAGGAGAUAUUGAACACUACCUGCUCGAAAAGUCACGUGUGGUGCGUCAAGCUCCAGGAGAAAGAAGUUACCACAUUUUCUACCAGAUCAUGUCCGGACACAACCCGAAACUCCGCGAGUCUUUGAAACUCACCCACGAUCUCAAAUACUACCACUUCUGUUCACAAGCUGAGCUGACCAUUGAUGGUGUCGAUGACAAAGAAGAAAUGGGUCUUACACAGGAAGCCUUCGACAUUAUGGGAUUUGAAGACGACGAAGUCAUGGACUUGUACAAAUCUUGCGCUGCCAUCAUGCACAUGGGAGAAAUGAAAUUCAAACAGAGACCAAGAGAAGAGCAGGCCGAACCUGACGGAGAUGAGGACGCACAGAACGUUGCCCACUGCUUGGGUGUGAAUCAUGAGGAACUUCUGAAAUCUCUCACAAAGCCUCGUGUUCGUGUCGGUACUGAAUGGGUAAACAAAGGACAGAACCUCGAACAGGUCCACUGGGCUGUAGCUGGUCUCGGAAAGGCUAUCUAUGCACGUAUGUUCAAAUGGCUAAUUGGAAGAUGUAACAAGACCCUGGAUGCCAAGCAGAUCGAGCGUCGCUACUUCAUCGGUGUGCUUGAUAUUGCUGGUUUCGAAAUCUUCGAUUUCAACUCAUUCGAACAGCUAUGGAUCAACUUUGUAAACGAACGCCUGCAACAGUUCUUCAACCACCACAUGUUCGUUCUGGAACAGGAAGAGUACAAGCGUGAAGGCAUCCAGUGGACCUUCAUCGAUUUUGGUCUUGACUUGCAAGCCUGUAUCGAACUGAUUGAAAAGCCACUUGGUCUCAUCUCCAUGCUUGAUGAAGAAUGUAUUGUUCCAAAAGCCACCGAUAUGACCUACGUGCAAAAGCUGAACGACCAACAUCUAGGCAAGCAUCCAAACUUCCAGAAGCCACGACCACCCAAGGGAAAACAGUCCGAAGCCCACUUCGCAGUCGUCCACUACGCUGGUACUGUACGAUACAACGCUACAAACUUCCUUGAAAAGAAUAAGCUGCAAGCUCAUGCUCGUACCGCUGUCGCUCUGCUAAAGACCCACUCUACAAGCUGCAAGCUCAUGCUCGAUAUCUGGGCCGACUACCAAACCCAAGAAGAAGCCGCUGAAGCCGCCAAGAGUGGAACAGGAGGUGGAAAGAAGAAGGGAAAGUCUGCCUCCUUCAUGACUGUAUCCAUGAUCUACCGUGAAUCGCUGAACAACCUGAUGAACAUGCUUUACCAGACUCAUCCUCACUUCAUCCGAUGCAUCAUCCCCAACGAGAAGAAGACUUCCGGUCUCAUCGAUUCCGCUCUCGUACUUAACCAGUUGACUUGCAACGGUGUACUUGAGGGUAUCAGAAUUUGCCGAAAAGGUUUCCCGAACAGAAUGCUCUACGAUGACUUCAAACACAGAUACGCCAUUCUCGCUGCUGAUGCCGCCAAGGCCGAGGAUGUCAAAGCCGCAUCUGUUGCCAUUACAGACAAGCUAGUCACAGAGGGUAAACUGAAGGAUGAGGAAUUCAAAAUCGGAAACACCAAGGCUUGUACCAAUGUGUUCUUCAAAGCCGGUAUUUUGGCCAGACUUGAAGACCAUCGUGAUGAGAUUCUCAAGGUCAUCAUGACCAACUUCCAAAGCAGAUGCAGAUGGUAUCUCGGACUCACAGAUCUCAAGAGAAGACAACAGCAACAAGCAGGACUGCUCAUUGUCCAACGCAACGUCCGCUCGUGGUGCACUCUUCGCACAUGGGAAUGGUUCAAGCUGUAUGGAAAGGUCAAGCCUAUGCUCAAAGCCGGAAAAGAAGCAGAAGAAAUGGAGAAAUUGUCUGGAAAGAUCAAAGAACUCGAGGAAACAAUCCAGAAGGGAGACGAAAACAGGAAGCAACUCGAAUCCCAGGUUGCUGGCCUCAUCGAAGAGAAGAAUGCUCUGUUCUUGAGCUUGGAAAAGGAGAAGGCAAACUUGCAAGAUGCCGAAGAGCGCAACCAAAAACUGGCCGCCCUCAAGGCUGACCUUGACAAACAGCUCGCUGAAGUUCAGGAUCGCCUUGCCGAAAUGGAGGAUCGUAACAGUGACCUUGGCCGUCUGAAAAAGAAAAUGGAACAAGAAAUCGCUGAAGCGAAAAAGCAUGCCCAAGACCUCGAGCUCUCCCUCAAGAAGGCUGAGAGUGAGAAACAGGCUCGUGACCAUAACAUUCGUUCCCUACAAGAUGAAAUGGCUAACCAAGACGAAGCCGUUGCUCGUCUCAACAAGGAGAAGAAGCACCAGGAAGAAGUGAACCGCAAGCUCAUGGAAGAUCUCCAAGCUGAAGAGGACCGUGUAAACCACAUGGAGAAGGUACGAGCCAAGCUCGAGCAACAACUGGAUGACCUAGAAGACUCGAUGGACCGCGAGAAACGAGCCCGCCAAGAUCUUGAGAAAUCCAAACGAAAGGUCGAGGGAGAGCUUAAAGUAGCCCAAGAGAAUAUCGACGAAAUCACCAAGCAGAAGCACGAUGUUGAACAGAACCUGAAAAAGAAGGAAGCCGAGCUUCACCAGCUCUCAACCCGUCUGGAAGAGGAACAAUCCCUUGUCGCGAAACUGCAGAGACAGAUCAAGGAGCUGCAGGCUCGCAUUGCUGAACUCGAGGAGGAACUUGAAAAUGAGAGACAGAGCCGCGCUAAGGCUGACCGCUCUCGAUCCGAACUGCAGCGUGAACUUGAAGAAAUCAGUGAGCGACUUGAAGAACAAGGUGGUGCCACUGCUGCCCAGCUUGAAGCCAACAAGAAGAGAGAAGCUGAACUAGCCAAACUGCGCCGCGAUCAAGAGGAAUCCAACCUGAACCACGAAACCGCAUUGGCCUCCCUUCGCAAAAAGCACCAUGAUGCCGUAGCCGAACUCACAGAUCAGCUCGAACAACUGCAAAAGCUCAAAGUAAAGGCCGACAAGGAAAAGGCUCAGCUACAACGAGAAUUAGAGGAAGUAUCUGCAUCGGUAGACAGCGAGGUCCGAACACGACAAGACAUUGAGAAACAGCUCAAAGUCGUCGAAGUCCAAUACGCUGAAGCUCAAACAAAGGCUGACGAGCAAUCACGACAGCUUAAUGAUUUCGCUGCUCUUAAGAACCGACUUCACAAUGAAAAUAGCGAUCUCGGACGUCAACUGGAAGACAUGGAAAAUCAACUGAAUAGCCUACACCGUCUCAAGUCACAACUGACUAGCCAGCUUGAAGAAACCAAACGAAGCUACGAUGAGGAAGCACGCGAACGCCAGGCUUUGGCUGCACAAGUCAAGAACUUCGAACAUGAGAAUGACAGCCUUCGUGACCAGCUUGACAGCGAAUCGGAAGCCAAGGCUGAAUUGUUGCGCCAAAUAAGCAAACAAAACGCCGAAAUCCAACAAUGGAAAGCAAGAUUCGAAAGCGAGGGUCUCGCCAAGCUCGAUGAAAUCGAGGAAGCCAAGCGCAAGUUGCAAGGCAAAGUGCAGGAGCUAACCGACGCCAACGAAAUGGCGUUUGCCAAGAUUGGAACUCUCGAAAAGACACGCCACAAGCUUAUGCAAGAUCUCGAUGACGCUCAGGUCGACGUCGAACGCGCCGCUGCCUACGCUGCCGCCCUUGAGAAGAAACAGAAGGGCUUCGACAAGAUUAUCGAUGAAUGGAGAAAGAAACACGAUGACCUUGCUGCUGAACUCGAUGCCGCCCAGCGAGACAACCGCAAUCUCUCUACUGAUCUCUUCCGAGCCAAGACCGCCCAGGACGAACUUGCUGAACACCUUGAAAGCGUACGCCGCGAGAACAAGCAACUUGCUCAGGAGGUGAAAGACCUUGCCGACCAGCUCGGCGAAGGAGGACGCUCUGUACACGAGCUCCAGAAGAUGGUCCGACGUCUUGAAGUAGAAAAGGAAGAACUGCAAAAGGCUCUUGACGAGGCUGAGGCAGCCCUUGAAGCCGAAGAGGCUAAAGUACUACGUGCCCAGGUCGAAGUCUCUCAAAUCCGUUCUGAGAUCGAGAAACGCAUCCAGGAGAAAGAGGAAGAAUUCGAAAACACCCGAAAGAACCACCAACGCGCACUUGAAAGCAUGCAAGCCACUCUUGAAGCCGAAACCAAGCACAAGGAAGAAGCGUUGCGCAUCAAGAAGAAACUCGAAGCCGACAUCAACGAACUCGAAAUUGCCUUGGACCAUGCAAACCGCGCCAAUGCUGAUGCCCAGAAGACGAUCAAGAAAUACAUGGAAACUGUACGCGAGCUCCAGCUCCAGGUUGAAGACGAACAACGACAGAAGGACGAGAUCAGAGAGCAGUUCCUCAGCUCCGAGAAACGCAAUGCUAUUCUUCAGGCCGAAAAGGAAGAGCUCUCGCAAGUGGCUGAAGCCGCAGAACGUGCCCGAAGAAAUGCUGAAGGAGACUGCAUCGAGCUCCGUGAGCAGAACAACGACCUCUCAUCGCAACUCAAUGGAAUUACCGCUGUCAAGAGAAAACUCGAAGGAGAAUUGCAGGCCAUGCAUGCUGAACUCGACGAAACCCUCGCUGAACUCAAGAACGUUGACGAGAUGGGUAAGAAGGCUGCUGCCGACGCUGCCCGCCUUGCCGAAGAACUUCGCCAAGAACAAGAACACAGCAUGCACGUCGAACGCAUUCGCAAAGGACUUGAGGUUCAAAUUAAGGAAAUGCAGAUCCGCCUCGAUGAAGCUGAAGCUGCUGCUCUCAAGGGAGGCAAGAAAAUCAUCGCUCAGCUCGAACAACGAAUUCGCAGCCUCGAACAGGAACUUGAUGCUGAACAGAGACGUCACCAGGAUACGGACAAAAACUGGCGCAAAUCCGAACGCCGUGUCAAGGAAGUCGAAUUCCAAUUGGAAGAAGAUAAGAAGAAUCAGGAAAGACUCACCGAACUCAUCGACAAACUCCAGGCUAAGCUCAAGGUGUUCAAGAGACAGGUCGAAGAAGCGGAAGAAGUUGCCGCUACCAACCUUGGCAAGUACCGUCAACUCCAGGCUCAACUUGAUGACGCUGAAGAACGUGCCGACAUUGCUGAGAACGCGCUGAGCAAGAUGCGAAACAAGAUCCGUGCCUCGGCUUCUGUUGGACCAAGUCAGGGAGGACUCAUGCAGUCUGCUAGCUCAGCCGUCAUGCGAAGCACCUCGUUCGCCAGAGGAGGAGAAUUCUAA
Haemonchus placei is the source of this 5919-nucleotide messenger RNA. NCBI's taxonomy places the organism in Eukaryota, Metazoa, Nematoda, Chromadorea, Rhabditida, Trichostrongylidae. The record is from the annotation of a GenBank genome assembly.